CGAGUUGUAAAACGUUGGCGCCAGGUGUCUGGCCAGUUGUCAUUUAGUGCGUGGUCUGAAAAACGACAACAAAAAUGGACUAAAUGUAAAACUUUGUUUAAUAUAAUUGGUUUCUUGAAAUAGAGAAAAAACAGUGUGUGAAACAAUAUAACAUACUUGUUAUUGUAUUGUAAUAAAAUGGGUCUCGACUUUGACAUUCGUGAGUUUCUUAACCACAUCAGAGCAACUAAACCGCCGUAUGAAUGCCCCGCGAAAGACUGCGGCAAAAUCUACAAAAGUUUCGCGGGCAUUCAAUUCCACUUGUUUAAUUUCAAUCAUGAAAAUCCUGGUAGUUCUUUACCUUCAUCAGAAUCACCACAGCAGGUUUUGACUUUUGCAGAAGCCCAGAAGAUUGUUGAACUUGAAAUUGAUAGCAAACUUCAAAGGAUAAACAUUUUUGACUCCAUAAGCUUUGUGGGCAAAGAGGACUAUGAGAAUGAAGUGCCUAUGAAAAAUGAAGAAACACCAAGCCAAGACUAUGCCAAAACUCCAACAAGUAAAAGUCACACUCCAAAACAUCUGCAGAAAAAGACCCCGAAGCCAGUUGAACCAGUGGUUCGCAAAGAAGAAAAAGUCUCCCCUCCUAAGCUGCCGGAGGCAUCAUUUUCCAUCAUCGAAACAUGGAGCCAGCCAGAUGCCCCAGAAAGACCAAAGUCUUACUAUCGCUUCAUUGAGAAAUCUCCUGAUGAAAUGGAAGAUGAAGUGGAAUUUGAUAUGGACGAAGAUGAUUUUACUUGGCUAGAGUUGAUAAACAAACAAAGAAGAUUUGAAAACCUUUCUGAAGUAAACCCAGAAUCAUUUGAAUUGCUAAUGGAUCGACUGGAAAAAGAGUCUUACUUUCAAAUGCAAAGUUCUGGGAAAGAUCAAGGACCACCUAUCGAUGAGGACGCUGAAUGUUGCAUAUGCAUGGAUGGAGAAUGCCAAAACAGCAAUGUGAUCCUCUUCUGUGACAUGUGUAAUCUCGCUGUCCACCAAGAAUGCUAUGGUGUCCCGUAUAUUCCUGAGGGCCAAUGGCUUUGUCGUCGAUGUCUACAGUCACCUUCACGAGCGGUUGAUUGUGCUUUGUGUCCAAAUCGAGGAGGUGCUUUCAAACAAACGGAUGAUAACCGAUGGGCUCAUGUAGUUUGCGCUCUGUGGAUACCAGAAGUCUGCUUUGCUAAUACAGUUUUCCUUGAACCGAUCGACAGCAUACAAAACAUUCCUGCCGCUCGUUGGAAAUUGACGUGUUACAUUUGUAAGCAACGAGGAGCUGGAUCUUGCAUUCAGUGUCAUAGGGCCAACUGUUACACGGCGUUCCAUGUCACUUGUGCGCAGCAGGCUGGGUUACACAUGAAAAUUGACACGGCCAAAGACUCACCAAGCAGUGGACCCAAUAUCAGCAUCCGUAAAGCGGCCUACUGCGAUGCUCACACACCAGCCGAUUCUGAUUCAAAGCCAUUGGUCGGUGAUCACGGAAUAGGUGAGGUUAUUCGCAAAGCGCAGUCGAAAGCUGCUUUCCGCGAGAAAAUGCGAAAGGCUCGUAAAAUCCUGGCAGAGAAACGUUCUGCAGCUCCUAUUAUUUCCAUCCCCACUAUACCUCCUGAACGCGUCCAGGAAAUCGCUUCUUCCGUUCCCCAAAUUCAAGGGAAAAUUCGAUUUAUCCAAAGAUUGAUUGCCUACUGGACUCUGAAACGGCAGUCCAGGAAUGGUGUGCCUCUUUUACGUCGUCUUCAAACAAGCCAUCCUUCGCGUAGGCCAGCAUCUUCAGCGGCAACGGGCUCUGGGUCUGGAUCAGGAUUGGGCGGUGAUCAGAUUGUUCAGCCUGACGAUCUCUUAGGCCAACUGCGUUAUUUUCAACGACUUCGUCAGGAUUUGGAACGAGCUCGGCUGUUAUGCGAGUUGAUUCGCAAAAGAGAGAAAACGAAGCGAGAAUUGAUGCGGAUUAAAGAGAAGGAAUUGGAACUCCAAAUCUAUCCGUUGCAGUAUCUAAUGCGACGUUUGUUACAAACUCUGAAGGAGCGUGAUAACAACGACAUUUUUGCCGAUCCGGUUGACAUCAGCCAAGUCCCCGACUAUCUCGAUUUUAUACAACAACCGAUGGACUUUUCGACAAUGCAGAACAAGUUGGACGCUGGGCAAUAUCCAACGCUGGAAGCUUUCGAAAAAGAUUUCAACCUGAUGAUCCACAAUUGCACUGUCUAUAAUGCACAGCACACCAUGUAUUAUAAGCAAGCAAUCAAGCUCAAAGAAGGUGCUCAGGUUCUAUUUAAACAACUUCGAAAGGAUUUGGAAACAUUAGUCAUCAGCAACAACAAUUGCGACAGUAGCAGCAACUUAACUCCACUGCCACCGUCGGAAAUAAGUCAACCUGAAAGCAAAGUCGAAGAAAUCGAUAAGUACGUCUCGGAAAAGUAUCGUGAAUCUGAUACCCUUGAACAGCAGCUUUCGAAACUCGAAGAAUUCCUGCGUAAAGCUCAACAAAUGCCAACUGGACCCCUCAAAGUUAAACGAAUCCGAAUUUUGAGAAACGAAUUGGCCAAAGUUCGUAGGAAAUUGUCUUUGCAAGCUGGCGGGAGAGCGGCUGCUACCCGGAGCAGCAGUAGCAGUCCAUCGAAAUCACGACCUGAAAAUGAAACACGUGAUGAAGGCAGCAGUGACUCGGAUUCGAGCGGAAGUAGUAGCAGCGGGAGUAGCAGCAGCAGCAGCAGCAGUAGCAGUAAAAGCAGCAGCGAUUCUAGUAUUGCUGGUCCUCCAGUCAAGGCUUCGCCUCGAUCCGUAGCGGCCGCCCGUCAACUAAAGAUUGAUCACUUUAUCACCCGAACGCCCAAAACGGAUUCGGAUGAAAAGAGCACGCCAUCCAUUACAAAUAAGAAUCGAUUAGUUGCUAAAGUCCUGAAACGUAAUUCUACUCCGGCAUCUACAUCUAUCGCAUCGACCCCUGUUGCCGUUGCGGCAAUUCCAGUAGCAGCAGUGCCAGUAACGCCGGAAUUGGAGACGAUCGUUCCUCCAGUUCCAGUAACUCCAGUAAAAAUCAGCUCCGUGAAUCCGCAACAGCUGACUGGGUCUCCAUCGGGUGUCAAUAGACGAACAGCGGUGCUUUUCACCAAGAAAGCAGCUGCCGCAGCGGCUUUCAAGAAGCCUGAACCAUCCGGAAGCACUUCGCCACCUAGACGGGCAGGUGGAAGGCCGCGAAAAGUUUCAGAAAAUAGUACUUCUCAACCAGGACCCAGUGGCACCAACACCAGUGCAUCCACCAAUUUAUUUGUGGCAGCUGCAGUUGCAGCUACGGAUCUAAACAAAAGGAAGAAGCAAAAGCAUCCAGAAAGUGACAAGCUAUUUGCUUCGGUUCAGCAGCCUGGAGCUAUUCACCUUCCCAACAUUGAGAGUGAAAGUUUCAAAGUUUAUCGCACCAACAGAUUAGACGACGAAGAGGAUUCACAUCGAGGAUCGAGUGAAUCGUCUGGGAGUGAAGGGAGCAGCAGUGGAAGCAGUAGCAGUAGUGAUUCGGAUUCUGGCGAUGAAUCUGAUCGCCAGUCAAGUGACGAUAGUUCAGCAUCUCCUCCUCGACAUCAGCAUAGUUCUACUUCACUUUUGCCUUGUAAUUUGAUUCCACUACAGCCACUUGAUCUCGUUUGGGCGAAGUGUCGAGGUUAUCCCUGGUAUCCAGCUCUGAUUGUCGAUCCUUCCUGGCCCAGGAGUGGUUAUGUACAUAAUGGAGUCCCCAUCGCCAUACCACCCGAAGAAGUUCUCUUAAUGGGAGCUGGAGUUCAACCACCAGCCUUUCUGGUUUUAUUCUUCGAUGCCAAACGGACUUGGCAAUGGUUGCCCAGAGAUAAGUUGGAGCCACUUGGAGUGGAUCCUGAUCGUGAUAAAGCGAAACUGAUUGAAUCCAAGAAGCAGACGGAACGUAAGGCCGUCAAGAAAGCUUUCGAAGAGGCUAUUUUGCACCAGUGUAGAGUGGCUGGGCAAAGCAGUGCCCUAUCCGAAGAUUCCGAUUCGAGUCACUGAACGUUUAUUUUCUUAUUUUUAACCUUCAUAAAAUUCUUUGUUUGAUAACCCAUCUCGCUUUGCUCCAUUUCAUGCGAGUAUUUCAAACACGUGUGUUCUCAUUGAUGCAAACUCAUUUUUUUAAAUAAAAAAAACGAAAGAUUGAAAUGAAA
Molecule: messenger RNA, 4178 nt
Organism: Daphnia pulex (common water flea)
Lineage: Eukaryota; Metazoa; Arthropoda; Branchiopoda; Diplostraca; Daphniidae
Gene: Br140
Product: bromodomain-containing protein 1-like
Exons: 7
Coding region: 178-4026 (1282 amino acids)
Biological process (GO): regulation of transcription by RNA polymerase II
Cellular component (GO): MOZ/MORF histone acetyltransferase complex
Molecular function (GO): protein binding
Source: RefSeq, a predicted model, not a curated record